UUAUCUCAUUGACUACCCUUAUAGCCCCACAAACAUUGACUACCUCGAUAGUCACUUCCGCUAUCCUAAUUCCCUAUAUUCCACCAUGCCACAACCAGAUCCCCUUAUAAUUGUCAUACGCUUUUCCGACGGAAUUCCUGAUUUACAGAUUCCCGUUCCCGCCUCCCAAACCGUUACCACAACCGGUAUUCGGCGCAAUAUCCGAAGCGAGCGUAACCCCGAGACAGGCCUCAAGCGGCUCAGACUAUUGUAUAAUGGGCGAAUGCUUACAGGAAGGACCAACUUUGCCAGGGAAGUGUUCAAGUAUAUCCCUCCACCGCCACCCAGCGACAAUGCAGGCUCCACGCCAGAGCCGUACCUUCUCUAUGUCCACUGUCUUAUUGGGGACGAUUUGACGGCAGCAGAGAUUGCUGAUGAAGAUAAACUCGAUCAGUUACAACAGGAAACGCAAGAUUCGAGUCAUACGGGGGUAGUCCCGCCUCCAUCGGGUUUUGACCGCUUGCGAGACGCCGGUUUCUCGCAGGAAGACAUUGACGAGUUGCGAAGCCAGUUCCGAGCGAUCUACGGAGGUUCUGACGGCGGUGAAGAAGCGGAGGAUGGACAGAAUCGCGAGACUUUGAGACAGUUGGAGGACGAGUGGAUCGAUGCCACGGUGCACACGGAUGGAACGGACGAUUUCAAUAACAUUGUUGGGAGAAUGAACACCACCCGGAGUGCUGGCAGCGGUACCGGAAACACCAACCGGGAUUUGCUCGUUGGUUUGAUGAUGGGAUGUUUCUUUGGAGUUUUGUGCUUGAUUUUGAUGAAAGACACCAGCUUGUGGAGUAAGAAGAUAAGGAUGGCGAUGUGUGCGGGUAUGAUUGUGAAUUUUUCUUUUGGGUUGACACGAUCGUGGUACUAAGGCAGUCUUAAAAGGGUUUGCGAUUCGAAGGUGCAGUCGAAGUUAAUCUGAAGUAUUGAGGUUCCUUCAACUGGUUAUUGCAUUUACUCAUUCCACUAUUUUCUAUCCAAAGAAGUUGUGCCAGACUUAGCCAGUAGCUGUGUUACAUACUUAUCUAACCGGUUUUGGCUAGUCGAAAACUAGACUUCGAUCCACGUUUCUUUGAAUCGGGAUUUAUGCGGUAGC
Molecule: messenger RNA, 1126 nt
Organism: Babjeviella inositovora NRRL Y-12698
Lineage: Eukaryota; Fungi; Ascomycota; Pichiomycetes; Serinales
Exons: 1
Coding region: 86-901 (271 amino acids)
Biological process (GO): protein processing
Cellular component (GO): endoplasmic reticulum; Dsc E3 ubiquitin ligase complex
Source: RefSeq, a predicted model, not a curated record